This is a messenger RNA of Jaculus jaculus (lesser Egyptian jerboa), 2738 nucleotides long. It is a transcript of the gene Gfm2, whose product is annotated as GTP dependent ribosome recycling factor mitochondrial 2. The transcript has 21 exons. Gene Ontology annotation, molecular function: GTPase activity; translation elongation factor activity; GTP binding. Gene Ontology annotation, biological process: mitochondrial translation; ribosome disassembly. Gene Ontology annotation, cellular component: mitochondrion. The coding region runs from base 98 to 2431 and encodes 777 amino acids. The record is from RefSeq and is a predicted model, not a curated record. Lineage: Eukaryota; Metazoa; Chordata; Mammalia; Rodentia; Dipodidae.
GGCUGGUGUACCACCGGAAGUGGGGAAGUGCGGCAGCCUGACGAGGCCGGCAAGUCUCGGUUCCUUCGUACAGAAAAUAGAAGUUUAAAGUAUCGCUAUGUUGACCAAGUGGAGGAUAUUUGCAAUGAAUCAUCAGAAAAUAUCCAAUAUUCACCUCAAUAUUAUAUGCUGCUGUAAAAUAAGAGCCAGUUUAAAAAGAUCAAAGAUACAUGUGCCUCUUGCAAGAAAUUACAGUUCCCUACCAGGCUUAAUAGGAAAUGAUAUCAAAUCCCUUCAUUCCAUCAUUAAUCCUCCUAUAGCUAAGAUCCGUAAUAUUGGAAUUAUGGCUCAUAUUGAUGCUGGCAAAACUACGACCACAGAAAGAAUCUUGUACUAUUCUGGAUACACACGAUCACUAGGAGAUGUAGAUGAUGGAGACACAGUGACAGAUUUCAUGGCCCAGGAGCGGGAAAGAGGCAUUACUAUUCAGUCAGCUGCUGUCACAUUUGAUUGGAAUGGCUACCGAGUCAAUCUGAUUGACACCCCAGGUCAUGUGGACUUUACCAUGGAGGUUGAACGCUGUUUAAGAGUGUUGGAUGGUGCAGUCGCUGUGUUUGAUGCCUCUGCAGGUGUAGAGGCCCAGACUCUCACAGUGUGGAGGCAAGCUGAUAAACACAAGAUACCUCGAAUCUGCUUUUUAAACAAGAUGGACAAAACUGGAGCAAGCUUUGAAUAUGCAGUUGAAAGCAUUAGAGAGAAGUUAAAGGCAAAGCCUUUGCUUUUACAGUUACCAAUUGGUGAAGCCAAAACUUUCAGAGGAGUGGUAGAUAUAGUAAGAAAAGAAAAGCUUCUUUGGAAUUCUAAUUCAGAAGAUGGAAAGGACUUUGAGAGAAAACCUCUCUCGGAAAUGAGUGAUCCUGAAUUGCUGAAGGAGACAACUGAAGCAAGGAAUGCCUUAAUUGAGCAAAUUGCAGAUUUGGAUGAUGAAUUUGCUGACCUGGUUUUACGAGAAUUUAGUGAAAAUUUUGAUUUGCUACCAGCCGAAAAGCUACAGACUGCGAUACACAGAGUAACACUGGCUCAGGCGGCAGUGCCUGUGCUUUGUGGAAGCGCCCUGAAGAACAAGGGUGUGCAGCCCUUGCUAGAUGCUAUCACAGCGUACCUGCCUUCACCUGAGGAGCGCAACUAUGAAUUUCUGCAGUGGUAUAAGGGUGACUUAUGUGCACUAGCAUUUAAAGUUCUCCAUGACAAGCAGCGAGGACCUCUGGUUCUUUUGCGCAUUUACUCAGGAACACUAAAGCCCCAGUUGGCCAUCCAUAAUGUGAAUAAAAACUGCACGGAGAGAAUGAGUCGUCUGCUUUUGCCAUUUGCUGACCAACAUGUAGAAAUCCCUUCACUGACUGCUGGUAACAUUGCUUUGACUGUUGGGCUUAAACAUACUGCCACUGGAGACACCAUUGUCUCUUCCAAGUCCAGUGUGCUUGCUGCAGCCCGGAGAGCGGAAAGGGAGGGAGGAAAGCAGAACAGACAAAGCAGUGAAGCAGAGAGACUUCUGCUGGCCGGGGUGGAAGUUCCAGAACCUGUGUUCUUCUGUACCAUAGAACCCCCGUCAGUGGCUAAGCAGCCAGAUUUGGAUCAUGCAUUGAAAUGCCUUCAGCGUGAAGAUCCCAGUUUGAAAGUGAGGACAGAUCCUGACUCUGGACAAACCAUUCUCUGUGGUAUGGGGGAGUUACAUAUUGAGAUUAUUCAUGAUAGGAUCAAAAGGGAAUACGGCUUGGAGACCUAUCUAGGACCUCUACAGGUGGCAUACCGAGAAACGAUUCUGAACUCAGUUCGUGUUACAGAUACCUUAGAUAGAACUUUAGGAGACAAGCGGCAUCUUGUAACCAUAGAACUGGAAACACAGCCGGCUGAGGCGCCAUCUGUUGUACCACUAGUUGAGUAUGCUGAAGGUGUCAGUGAAGACCUGUUGAAGGCCUCCCAAGAGGCCAUUGAAAAUGGGGUCCACAGUGCAUGCCUCCAAGGGCCAUUGCUUGGAUCCCCGGUUCAAGAUGUGGCAAUUACUUUACACUCACUGAUAAUUCAUCCUGGUACCUCCCCAACUAUGGUUUCUGCCUGUGUCUCAAGAUGUGUACAAAAGGCUCUGAAGAAAGCUGAAAAGCAACUAUUAGAGCCCCUGAUGAGUCUUGAAAUAACAGUGACUGGAGAUUACCUCAGCCCUGUUUUGGCAGAUCUGGCACAAAGAAGAGGGAACAUUCAGGAAAUCCAGACUCGUCAGGACAACAAAGUUGUUAUUGGAUUUGUUCCUUUAGCAGAGAUGAUGGGUUAUUCAACUGUUCUUCGAACACUAACAUCAGGCUCAGCUACUUUUGCCUUAGAAUUAUCUGCUUAUCAAGCCAUGAGUCCUCAAGAGCAAAAUAUGCUGCUGAGCCAGAGAAGGGGUUCGACCUAGUAUCCGUGGAAAUGAAAAGAUAUUUAGGAGCACCUAUCUACUUCAUUUGCAGUUCUUUAUUUAUUGGACCAAUAAAUUGCUUCUGUAUAUGGAAAGAAUUCUCUGAAAAAUGGAACAUCAGAUGACACUGGAGCUACUUGCUAUAAUAAUAAAAAAUGUGUUUUGUUUACAAUAAAUGUACUGAACCACAGUCCCUUAUGAUGUGAGAAUUUUGAAUAGCUUUUUUCAAGCUUCUCAUAAGAUGCCAGUAUUCUGUAUGUAAUACACGUAGAGAUUCAAUCAAUAAAAAGGUAGUUUAUUCAAAAAA